GCGGCGCUGCCCCGAGUUUCGGAGGAGAGCCCGACACCCCCCAAAUUAUGAGGGGCCACCCCUCGCUGCUGCUGCUCUUCGUGGGAUUGGUCACCUGCCUCGAUAGUGCCUUUGAUGGAGAGGAGGAAGACCAAGGCAUCUUCCUGGACUCCCCAGAGGCUCAGAGCUUCUUGGUCAGCCAUCGAAGGGUCCCCCGAGCCAACCACUGGGACCUGGAACUCUUCACGCCCGGGAACUUGGAGCGGGAGUGCAUCGAGGAAAAGUGCUCCUAUGAGGAGGCUAGGGAGUGCUUUGAGGACGAUACUCUGACGAAACGCUUUUGGGAGGGCUACGCCCAUAAUGGCAAAGGAGGGCGCGACCGAGUGGACGUGGCGGGCCUGGCUGUGGGGCUGACAUUUGGGUUCCUGCUGAUUCUCAUGGUGGGCCUGGGGGCCUUUUGGUAUCUCCACUGGAGACGGCGAAGAGACCAGCUGCAUGCCUGUCCUCAAGAGUUCGAACCUAUGACUCCGGAGAGCUCCUUAAGCUCGCCAACGCCCUUGAUACCACCCCCACCUCCGGGUCUGCCUACAUAUGAGCAGGCGCUGGCGGCUUCUGGGGUGCACGAUGCACCUCCACCCCCUUACUCCAGCCUCCGGAGGCCUCACUGAAAAGGUGCUUCGGAGUCGGGCUUCCCGGGAUCGUGCCCCAGGGUCACCCCGGAUUCCGGAAGACCCCCUCCCC
This is a messenger RNA of Suncus etruscus (white-toothed pygmy shrew), 720 nucleotides long. RefSeq names its product proline rich and Gla domain 2 (gene PRRG2). NCBI's taxonomy places the organism in Eukaryota, Metazoa, Chordata, Mammalia, Eulipotyphla, Soricidae. Gene Ontology annotation, molecular function: calcium ion binding. The transcript has 7 exons. Gene Ontology annotation, cellular component: extracellular region. The coding region runs from base 48 to 647 and encodes 199 amino acids. The record is from RefSeq and is a predicted model, not a curated record.